ACCAAGUCCAAGAUGCGAAAAAGCUCAAAUCCCGGUACCAGGUUCUCAUCCCAGGAGACUGACAGGAACUCCGUCAGGAUGGAUCCUUCCAGACGAACAACCGAGUCCAUGAUACCUAAGCCCAAGAUGAUGCGCAGCUCCUCGAGCGACAGACUCAGUGGUAUGAGAAAAUCCAAUUUGAGGCCUACUACUGGAGCAAAAACAUCCCUUGGACAGUACACAACAGCCUCAUCUAUGGUCUCUCCUAUGCCCAGCAGUCGCUAUACUCACACGAUUGAAAAGUCAAGCAGGGCUUCUAAUGUCGAUCCGUCUAAUCUAGCUUCUAAAGGAUACAUAACACCAAUGGCUAGUGGGUCUAGGCAUACAGGAACGGCAGGUGAUAAUAGAAACGUCAGAGCGUCGUCUGCCGAGAGGGCUAGCGCUCUCGUUCCAAAAGGUCCCAAAAAAGACAACAGGCCACUCAGCGACAAGAAUUAUCAAAACGAAAUGUUGAACAAAAUUGACAACUACUUUCAUUCUAUUGGUCAGAGUACUAUUUUAAACAGCAAUGGAAGCUUAAAGCCUCUCACUUUGAAAAUAUUCAUUGAUGCUACUAAUCUUCUGGUGAAGCUCCUUGAUAUAAAACAGUCUCUGAGCAGUGCUAAUUACAUUGAAGAAAUACCCAAAAUAGCUAAAAAACUUCACUACCCAGGAUCAAUGAAUAAAUCCUGGCUCAAAACUGCCAAUACACCGCACUCUUGGCCUCAAGCCAUUGGAUGGAUCAGCUGGCUUGUCGAGUUGUGUGAGGUCAAGGACGUGGCUAGUGAAAUUUUUACUUUGGAAAGGUUGCCAGUUAUAGGACAGUCUGAGGAAGAAAAGGAAAACCGCAGAAGUAUUUUUCUUUCCAUGAUUAAGUGUUACAAGGCCUGGAAUGAGGAAAAGCCUGAAGAAGAAGAUAGAAUUUUACAUCAAUUUUUCAGAGACGAAGCUGAAAGGAGAGGGGUCAGUGAUGAAAAGUACGAAGAAAUCAAUGCAGAGUAUGAGAAAGCUCAGGAAAAUUUGAAAAUAGAGCAGGCUCAAACUGAUAAAGUGAAUGAGGAAGUGAGCGAGUUGCAGCAAAUUUUGGUAAAUUUAAAAAGCGACAGGAUUAAGCAGCAAGAACAAAUCGCAGAACGACAAAUUUACAUUGACAAAACAAAAAAGGAUAUUGACAAUCUCGCCAAAGAAGCAGUCAAGUUUAGCAAAGAUGUUGAAAAAUUGGAAGCUGCCAAGGAAGAAUUGAGAAACGCCAUAAAGCAUCAACCCAUGUCUGUUGUACAGCGUGAUGAAAUUGUCAAGACCUGCACCGAACAGCAGACAUACAUACAAAAUUUCGACGCUCAUCUUGAAGAAAUAAAAAAAGAGGCAUACUCGUUGGACAUCCGCCUUGUGUCGUCAAAGACGAAUCUCGAGAAAGCUAUACUGGCCUAUAAUCAAUCUCUUUUUUUGCAACUUUCUGAUAGUAAAACAAAUAUUGACGAACUACUGAUGCCAGAAAACGGAAUUUGCAAAGCAGACUUUAUGGGCAGAUUGGAGGAAAAGAAAGCAUUGAUGAAUAACUACAUGCAGGAAUGCAGCAGAGAGUUACUAAAGAGUAGAAAUAUGCUUGAAUCGUAUGGCAGAGAAAAAGAGACGAUGAAGGCAAAAAAAGAUGUCUUAUCGGAGAAGGUUGAGAAAAAAAAGGCUACAGACGAGAAGAAAAAGCAAGAUUUUAGAACAAAAGAAUUUAAAAAACGCGAAGAGAUCAAGAAACUGCAAACCAACAUUGAUGAACUGUCCGAACAGAUUCUCAAAAUGACAAACGAAAUGGAUACAUUGAAUCAACAAUUAACAAUUUGUGCUGAAAAGAAAGAAGCUGUGAUGAAACAGAAGGCAUAUUUAAAAGAUUACGUGAAACCGUUUUUAGACCAAAUGAUUGAUAUCCUUGAUGAAAACCAAAGCGAACUAUGUAAAAUAUUGGAAAGUUAUGAAAAAGAUAUAAGUUUUUGAGUAACUGUUUUGAACCAAUCUUGGAUUUUCAAUAAUUAUCGAUUUUUAUAUUGUAAUUAUCCGUUGUGCUUUGUCUCUGGGUUAGAUGAUAAAGGACUUGUACCCACUGACUCUAGGUUCAAGUUGCAAUAUUUAUACUGAUAUGCAUGUACGUAAAAUAUAAGUGAAAUAUACGUGUAAUAUAGUUAUAUGUGUAACAAAAGUGAAUAUUUUGUAAAUUAUUUCAUUUGUACUUUUUUAAAACAUAACUUUAAGGAAUUGUUAUAUUCCUUAACGGAUUUUAUAAGGCAAAGCCUGGUCAAGUGCAUUUAUAAAUAAAAUAUAAUGUGAAUCUUGUAUGAUCAAAAUUUUUUUAAAUAAAAAUUGUCUUUUUAUGUACAUUACAAAAAACCAACUAUUGUAUAAACUUUUCGGACAUCGCACGAAGACGUGACUUUGUUCAA
Messenger RNA from Copidosoma floridanum, 2450 nucleotides. It is a transcript of the gene Ndc80, whose product is annotated as kinetochore protein Ndc80. Lineage: Eukaryota; Metazoa; Arthropoda; Insecta; Hymenoptera; Encyrtidae. Gene Ontology annotation, biological process: attachment of mitotic spindle microtubules to kinetochore. The record is from RefSeq and is a predicted model, not a curated record. Gene Ontology annotation, cellular component: Ndc80 complex.